AUGGUCCAAGUGCAAUCUGGCGUGGUCCUGCCGAUCCGGAUAUUCAUUAACAGACAACAAGUUGCAAAGACCAUUCAAGACUCCAGCACAUCCUUCGAGACACCGCUAUUGCCUAACAACUCCAUCAUUCGGCUGAAGUCUCCCUUAAUUAGGGUGUACCUUUCAAAUACUGAUGCUAGAGACCUUUGCAACGACAUUAAAAAAGAAAUAUUAUUGAUCAUCUAUGAACUGACCUCCAAGGAUGUCCACGACACGGUCACUGGAAAGCUGAAGAUCGGAAACUGUGUUGAUAUCAAGGAAGCUUUCGGAAAAACAAGGGCCUUCAGUUUUCUGUACGACUCUGAUCCCGACCGCUGUAAUCUCACAACUUUAGAGAGAAUUGGCAAGCAUCAAUACAAACUCCAUUACGAUAAAAAUUGGGAACUCGACAUAUUCAUCACAGACUUGAGAAAACUUGCUAGAAUACGAAGCGUUCUUCUCGCUCGAAUGUCGUGGCAAGGCAGCGUUUUUCCUGGAGCUGCGAUUCCUGUUGGCGACCUUUCAGGCACACGGAUUCUACGGCGAUGCAGAGAAGAAAUUAUGAGCAAGAAAAGCCCUACUGAUGAACCUAGCAUUCUUUUAGAAAGCGAUGACGAGGGUGCUCUGCUCGAUACUGCUGCCGUUGAUUCCUCUACGUCGACGACUACACGUCCUUUGAAGGAAGCAGAUCUUGAUGAGGACAAAAAGCCUGCUUUCAAGUUUAUACAUUCUCCAAUGGUUAAUCUGGGAAACUGCAUUGACAUUCACGUCUUGAAAAGGCCAAAGAGAGCACGGACCAACCGCUCUCAGGCACAUCUCGAUGUUGAAACAUAG
This is a messenger RNA of Lachancea thermotolerans CBS 6340, 852 nucleotides long. RefSeq names its product DNA-binding protein SAW1 (gene SAW1). Bases 1 to 852 code for a protein of 283 amino acids. Lineage: Eukaryota; Fungi; Ascomycota; Saccharomycetes; Saccharomycetales; Saccharomycetaceae. The transcript is spliced from 2 exons. Gene Ontology annotation, molecular function: flap-structured DNA binding. Gene Ontology annotation, biological process: double-strand break repair via single-strand annealing, removal of nonhomologous ends. The record is from RefSeq and is a predicted model, not a curated record.